AUGGAUAUCGUACUCGCCGUCUCUAAUUAUGUCGGGAAGAUGGUGUCGGCCGACGGGGCCGCGGGCUCGUCGGGAAAGAUGAAGAUCCUCCUGCUGGAUAGCGAAACCGUCUCGAUUGUGUCCACAGCUAUCACGCAGUCUGCGCUGCUGGGACAUGAGGUGUACCUCAUAGACCGACUAGACAAUGCCGACCGCGAGAAGAUGCGGCAUCUCCGGUGCUUAUGCUUCGUGCGGCCGUCGUCGGAUGCGAUACAGCUCCUCAUUGACGAGUUCCGGGAUCCAAAGUACGGGGAGUACCACAUCUACUUUAGCAACAUCGUCAAAAAGUCCGCGCUGGAGCGACUCGCCGAAGCCGACGACCACGAGGUGGUCCGCGUGGUCCAGGAGUACUUCGCCGACUACCUCGUCAUCAACCCUGACCUCUUCGCGCUGAGCCUUGGCGGCCCGCAGCGCCGCAUCUGGUCGUCGAGCCCCGAUAUGUGGAACACAGACUCGCUCUCGCGGGCCGCCGACGGCGUGCUCGCGGUGCUGCUGAGCUUGAAGAAGAAGCCGCUGAUCCGGUAUGAGAAGAACAGCGCGCUGGCGAAGAAGCUCGCCGCAGAGGUCAGGUACCAGAUUGGGCAGGAGGACCAGCUGUUUGAUUUUGGGAGGCGCGCGGAUACGCCGCCGAUAUUGCUGAUAUUGGAUAGGAGGAAUGAUCCGAUUACGCCGUUGCUGUCGCAGUGGACGUAUCAGGCAAUGGUGCAUGAGUUGCUGGGUAUACAGAAUGGGCGGGUGGACCUGUCGGAGGUGCCGGAUGUGAGGCCGGAGUUGAAGGAAAUCGUACUAUCGCAAGACCAAGACCCGUUCUUCAAGAAGAACAUGUACCUCAACUUCGGCGACCUCGGCGGCAACAUCCGCGAUUACGUCGACCAAUACCAGCACAAGACAAAGUCCAACAUGAACAUCGAGAGCAUCGCCGACAUGAAGCGCUUCGUCGAGGAAUACCCCGAGUUCCGCCGGCUCUCGGGCAACGUCAGCAAGCACGUCACCCUCGUCGGCGAGCUCAGCCGCCGCGUCGAGAAACACAACCUCCUCGAGGUCAGCGAGCUCGAGCAGAGCCUCGCAUGCAACGACUCCCACGCCGCAGACCUAAAGACCAUCCAGCGCCUCCUCCAAUCCAACAUCCCCCACGAGAACAAGGUCCGCCUGGUCGCCCUCUACAGCUUGCGCUACGGGGGCACAAACAACAGCGCCAUAUCCGUCCUGCUCGACCUCCUGGCCGUCAAUGGCGUCCCGCAGGGCCGCGUCAACGUCAUCCCAAACCUCCUCGCCUACCAGGCGUCGGUGAAGCGCCAGGACGUCGUUUCCAAGGCAGAGUCCAUAUUCUCACUCGCCCGGACGGGAUUUAAGGGGCUUAAGGGCGUGGAGAACGUGUAUACGCAGCAUGUGCCGCGGAUGGAGCAGGUGCUGAAUGACCUGAUUAAGGGCCGGCUGAGCCAGCAGACGCAUCCGUUUGUGGAGGGCACGGGCACGAGGGAGAAGCCGCAGGAUGUCAUUGUGUUUAUGGUCGGCGGGACGACGUAUGAGGAGGCGAAGCUGAUUGCGCAGGUGAAUGCGGCGACGCCGGGGGUGAGGGUGGUGUUGGGGGGUACGAGUGUGCUGAAUAGUAGGACGUUUUUGGAUGAGAUUGAUGAUAUUGUGCCGACGUGGCCGGCGCCGGAGCCGACUACUGCGGCGGGGAGGUUGAGGAGGGAGGUGGGGGGGAGAUAG
Molecule: messenger RNA, 1752 nt
Organism: Morchella importuna
Lineage: Eukaryota; Fungi; Ascomycota; Pezizomycetes; Pezizales; Morchellaceae
Exons: 6
Coding region: 1-1752 (583 amino acids)
Biological process (GO): vesicle-mediated transport; intracellular protein transport
Cellular component (GO): Golgi membrane
Source: RefSeq, a predicted model, not a curated record